AUGGAUGUGGACGGGAGGCCCCGCAUCCGGUCUUGGGACUGGGACAGUCCUUACUGCCGGGCCCAGUUGGAUGAGAUCUUCUUCCGGCCGAAUGACUACAUUCAAGCAGGCAGCCAGGAACACAAAGACUUCUGGGCUUUUUUCGACCGCUUCCAAAGGUUCAAGCUAAAGAAGGACAUGUGUGGACAUGGUUCCAGCUCCUAUGAGGACAGAGACAGGGUCCAAAGCGGAUCUUUGGACCUGCCUAAGGAGUACGACGCCCGGUACCGCAUCAACGUGUCGUUAGUGACCAAAGACGUUGAGGAGCGUUUGGGACGAUCUCACGGCAGACGCGAGUCCUCCGGUCCGAACGCUGAAGUGAUUUCGGAUUUCCGUCUGUCUUUGCUGCAUUACCUGGACUUUAGUCAGCGACAGAGCUUCGGUAAGCUGGCCAAACUGCAACGGGAGCAAAAGAACCUGCCGAUCUACCAGUACCGAGAGCGCGUUGUGGAACUGGUCAGGCAGAACCCGGUGGUCGUGGUGGCGGGAGACACCGGUUGCGGCAAGUCCACCCAAGUGCCCCAGUACCUGCUGUCAGCCGGGUUCUCGGAGAUCGCUUGCACCCAGCCGAGACGUAUCGCCUGCAUUUCGCUGGCUAAGAGGGUCAGCUUUGAGAGUCUCAACCAGUACGGAUCCAAGGUGAGUUACCAGAUCCGCUUCGAAACCACGCGCACCACGGCCACCAAGCUAAUCUUCCUGACCGAAGGUCUACUCCUGAGGCAAAUCCAGCAGGAUAAAACGCUAGAACAGUACCAGGUUCUGAUCGUGGACGAAGUGCACGAGCGCCACCUGCACGGCGACUUCCUGCUAGGCGUCCUGCGCUCCCUGGUCGCCACUCGUCCCGACGUGCGUCUCAUCCUGAUGUCCGCCACAAUCAACAUCAAGCUUUUCUCCGAUUACUUUGGCUCUGCCCCCGUGCUGCAAGUGCCAGGCAGGCUCUUUCCAAUCCAGGUGAUUUAUCAACCGAUACCUCCCGAAGAGCAAGCGGCGUCACGUAUGGAGAAGCUGGAACCGCGGCCGUACUUGCGGAUCCUGCAGGGCAUUGAUCAGAGAUACCCGCCGGAAGAACGUGGUGACCUGUUGAUUUUUCUGAGCGGCGUGGCGGAAAUCGGCGCUAUUCAGGAGGCGUGUCAGGUGUACGCCACGCACACGCGCCGAUGGAUUGUGCUGCCACUGCACAGCACGCUGUCGCUGGCACAGCAGGACAAGGUGUUUGACAUAGCGCCCCCCGGUGUGAGAAAAUGUAUCAUCUCGACCAACAUCGCGGAAACGUCCGUCACCAUCGACGGUGUGCGCUUCGUCGUCGAUUCAGGCAAAGUGAAGGAGAUGAGUUUCGACCCCAAGGCCAAGAUGCAACGACUUCAGGAGUUCUGGAUCAGCCGAGCCAGCUCUGAGCAGAGGAAGGGACGCGCAGGCCGCACGGGUCCCGGCGUGUGCUACCGCCUGUACGCCGAGUCCGACUACGACGCCUUCGCUUCCUACCCCGUGCCUGAAAUCCACCGAGUGGCGCUGGACUCAUUGGUUCUUCAGAUGAAGAGCAUGGGACUCGGAGAUCCGCUUUCGUUCAUCUUUAUCGAUCCCCCGCCGGCAGCCAGUAUUCAGACCGCCAUUACCUACCUGAAGGAGCAGGGGGCGCUAGACAAUGGUUGUGAGCUGACCACCAUUGGGAGUGUGCUAGCCCAACUUCCUGUCGACGUCGUCAUCGGCAAGAUGCUGGUGCUGGGCUCCUUGUUCAAUCUUGUGGAACCUGUGCUGACGGUGGCCGCCGCCCUCAGCGUACAGUCGCCGUUCCUGCGCAGCUCGCAGCAGAACCCUGACUGUGCUACCGCCCGCCAGCCGCUGCACUGCAACCAGGGGGACCCCUUCACGCUACUGAACACUUUCAAUGCCUGGGUGGAGGUGAAGGGCGAGAGAGGGGGCGGUUCCAGGAAGUGGUGCCGGCGGCGUGGCAUCGAGGAACAGCGACUUUACGAGAUGGUCAACCUGCGCAGACAGUUCAAGGAGCUGCUGAAAAGCCACGGCCUUCUGGAAGCAGAGAACGACGACGACAAUCUCGGCGACCGACAGCAGCGGCGCGAACGUCUGACCGAAAGGAGGAAGCUCCAUCAGAUGAAGCGAGAACACGAACAACAGGAGGGCACCAAACGCAAAGUCCUCAGGCUGGAAGAAGGCCAGGACGGCGACUUCUCCUCCGGUUCUGACGCGGAGGAUGCAGGACGAGGGAGGAGGAAGAAAAAGAAGAAACACAAGGAUGACGGCAAUGUUGACAUCCAGGAAGUGAAGUUCAAGCUGCGCCAUAACGUGUCAGAUCUACAGGAUGCGGUCAACGCUAGCCAAGAUUUAUCAUCACGCCAACAGGCGCUUCUCAAACUUCUUCUCUGUCGGGGACUCUACCCCCAGCUAGCGUUGCCGGACGAGCACAACGGCACACGCAAGGACACGGAGCAGGUGUUCCAUACGAAGAGUAAGCAGGGAAUAGUGAUUCAUCCCACCAGCGUGUUUGCUAGCGACCCUGAGGUGUUACACGUGCGGGAUGAUGCGCGAGACACUGGGCGAGACAGCAGCAAACAUCAACUCCUAGCCUUUGUCACUUUGCUGGAGACUAACAGGCCGUAUUUGUCCAACUGUGUGCGUGUUCCUGCACUGCAGGCUCUGCUGUUGGUCGCCAACUCAGUAGACAGCAAUGCCGACUGCUCCCAUCUGGUGGUGGACGGCUGGUUGGAACUACAGAUAAAAGUGCCCGAGGAAGCCCUCAAGACUCUGUCCACGGCACUCAACCUCCGAGCCGAGUGGGAGCGCCUCCUGCAGGCCCAACUGGGACGUAGUCUCAUCGAGGAAGUGUCUCAGAAGGCCACGCAGAAGCUCAGUGAGCGCUUGGUCCGCUUCCUGCUUUACACUGAGAUCAGUUACAGCUUGCAGCGCCUCUCCGCCCUCAGCAUUCAGAAUUUAUACGUCGGACCCCAGGCUACAUCGGAACUUUUGCUCGGCGCCGGUGCCACGCCGCUCUUUCCGGAUAUGGAGGCCAAGCCGGAUCCGGUCAAGGGAGGCCUGCGCAUCAGCAACUUCUUCACGUAUAAUUGCCUGACUGAUUCCAGGGACCUGUACAGCGACUGCCUGCGAACUUUCUGGAGCUGUCCCAACUGUGACCUCUACAUGCCCCUCACGCCUCUGGAGCGAAUGCAGCAUCAGACCACCUGCAGGCCAGCAGGUGAACUGCAGGCUCAGGAGGAAGGGUCAGACAUCGUGAAGCCCAAAUCAUCGUCCUCCACUCUGUGCCGGGUCUACCACUGUGACGUCUGCGACCAAGACUUGACGCUAACGUCCACGGAGAUCCUCAAGCACAAAAGGCAGCAUAUAUACUCUGCUAAGUAA
This is a messenger RNA of Nerophis lumbriciformis (worm pipefish), 3411 nucleotides long. Lineage: Eukaryota; Metazoa; Chordata; Actinopteri; Syngnathiformes; Syngnathidae. The record is from RefSeq and is a predicted model, not a curated record.